AAAAUGAAAGAACUAAAGAUUAGUACAAAAUAGAACAACAAAAAAGAAAUACCAAAAAAGUAUUUUAGUUUUUUUUUUUAUAAUAACGGGUUAAAUAACAGAUAAAAAAUGAAAAAUAGUUUUUUUACGUUGAGAAUUAGCGCACGAAGGAUUGUUGGCUUGGUUGUAAUAUUUGUUAUAUUUGGAAUGAUACUUUAUCAAACUCAGUAUCCAGAUCGAAUAAUGGAUACUUUUGAUAACCAGAUGAAUACGAAAAAAAAUGACCUGGUCCAAGUAACUGAAACACCAAGAGAUAGUCUUUUUAAGGAAGCGGAAGCUAUUUCUCAUAUAACUUUUGAUACCGUUGAAAAAGAAAAUACUGUUUAUACAGUUCUUAUUUUAAUUUCAUCAUUUAUUACCCAUAGAAAUAGAAGAAUUAAAAUCAGAGAAACAUGGGGAAAUUCAAGUAUGUGGGCAACCGCAGAUAAAUAUAAAAUUGUUUUUUUGACAGGUAAAGUAAAUACAGCAAGCUCAAUGAUAGAAAUAGCUGAAGAAGCCAAAAUAUCAAAAGAUAUUGUUUUGUUGGAUAUACCGGAAAACUUUUACCUGUUAGCAAAAAAGGUUAUUGUCGGGCUAACAUGGGCAAAACAUAACAUUAAAUUUAAAUCUGUUCUUAAAGGCGACGAUGAUACAUUUAUGAACAUAGAUAAUAUUAUAGAUUUUAUUAAUCAAAACAAAAAAACUGAUGGCUAUUUUGGAAACUUAAUGUAUCAUCAACCCGUUGAACGAAAAGGUAGGUAUAAAUUAACAAAAGAAGAGCACAAAAACGAUUAUUUUGCUCCAUAUUGCUCCGGAGGAGGGUAUAUUUUAACAAACUCUACUGUUUACAAAAUUGUGCCAUAUUUCGAUCUAGAAAAAAACUUAAAAAUCGAUGACGCUUAUAUUGGAGAAGUAGCAUUCGAUGCAGGAAUUAAUGCAACUCAUACGUCUGGCUUUUACAUGUGGAACACGUGGUGCGAGUAUGUGAAAAAUAUUAAAGUUUCACAUCCCGCAAACGAUCCAGAAUGCAACCAAUUUUUACUUUUAAGAUCAAUGAUUGAUAAUGGUAAAAAUCCACGUGAUCUAGUGUUGGAAAAACAAAAGUAUUUUAAAAAUAUGUCACAUUUUAUAACAACAUCGAAAAAUCAAACAAACUAAAAACACGGAUAUAUUUGUAUCUGUUUGCUUUUAAAUAGGUUGGUUAGUUUACAUUACAAGAAAUGAUAGAUGUUUUCUAUUUUA
This is a messenger RNA of Hydra vulgaris (swiftwater hydra), 1260 nucleotides long. Its product is annotated as beta-1,3-galactosyltransferase 5. NCBI's taxonomy places the organism in Eukaryota, Metazoa, Cnidaria, Hydrozoa, Anthoathecata, Hydridae. Gene Ontology annotation, cellular component: Golgi membrane. The record is from RefSeq and is a predicted model, not a curated record. Gene Ontology annotation, molecular function: hexosyltransferase activity.